AUGGGAAGAAUCCACCGUAAGUUCCUCGCAGGGAGCAAGAUCUACGCAUGCUCCAACUGUCGAACCCACUUGACAAACUAUGAAGACAUCGUGUCCAAGUCCUUCCAAGGGCGCACUGGGAGGGCGUAUCUGUUCAACACAGUUGUCAACAUCAACUUUGGGCCGACGGAGGACCGAGUACUGACCACUGGGCUACACAAGGUGCAAGACAUCUACUGCAACUGCUGCGACGAAUACCUCGGGUGGAAGUACGAGGAGGCUUUCGAGCAGAGCCAGAAGUACAAGGAGGGGAAGUCCGUGCUGGAGAAGGCGAGGAUGACGAGGGAGGAAUGGAGCCUUCCGAUCGAGUAA
Guillardia theta CCMP2712 is the source of this 351-nucleotide messenger RNA. RefSeq lists its product as hypothetical. Lineage: Eukaryota; Cryptophyceae; Pyrenomonadales; Geminigeraceae. The record is from RefSeq and is a predicted model, not a curated record. Bases 1 to 351 code for a protein of 116 amino acids. The transcript is spliced from 2 exons.